CGCGCGAGGCCGACGGCGGUGAGGGGCAUUGCGCACACGGCUAGGCGACAGAGAUGUUUGUGAGCGUGAGUGGAGACGACCUACGGACAACAUUUGCGAACUACACCGCCACGACCGAGUAUGAGGUCAUCCGGGAGCUCGGUGGUGGCGGGCAGGGGCGGGUGUAUGCGGUGCGGCCGGUGGGCACGGCCAAGUCAGGCGAGGAAGGAGGCGCGUCCGGCGCCGACGGGCAGGCCGCGCCCGCGCAGACGCUACUGGCGAUGAAGGUCAUGCCCACAGGCUCCGAAUUGGCGGUGUGGAAGGCGCUGUUUGAGUGUGAAAUCCUCCGCCAGCUCAACUCGCCCUAUAUCGUGGCCUUUGAGGAUGCCUUUGUCCGCGAGCCGCCCUCGCCUACAGCAAAGGGCCUCGAAGUGUGCUUGGUCAUGGAGAUGUGCUCCGGUGGUGACUUGUUUGACGUCUUUGCCGCUCGGGCCAACGAUGCCGCUCCGUUUACUCAGACCGAGCUGGGCGGAUGGAUGGCUCAGAUCGCGUCGGCUCUCCAUCAUCUGCACUCGCAGACCUUUACCGAUCCCCGGCCGAACAAGUCUGGCAAGGCCAAGGCGCCCGGCCCACUCAUCUACCGCGACCUCAAGCCGGAGAACUUGUUUGUGACCACAGCGAGUGCCGCCGAGUCGGGCUCCGAGCGGUAUGUGCUCAAGCUGGGCGACUUUGGCAUUUCGCGGGUGGCGUGGGAUAAGGCCGACGAUGCCAACGGCAUCGAGCGAGUCGACACAACCUCGGGCUCGCUCUCGUACCUUGCGCCCGAGGCACUGGCCGGCGCAACUACGCUUACUCCUGCUGUCGAUAUCUUUGCACUCGGCGUCAUGAUGUUCUACAUGGCGCGAAUGGACAUGACGCCCAACGUCGGCAUGCUGGGUCUGCGGCCAGGCUUUGACCCGGUUGCUUCGCUCCGCCCACUGCUGGUGAGCGGUGCACGGUCAGAACUUGACGAGCCGUUCAUCGAUUUGAUCAUUCGCUGUGUGAAAGCAGCGCCUGAGGAUCGGCCGUCGGCGGCAGAGCUGCUCGCCUCGCCGGUCCUGGCGCCGUACGUGGCCGACCUGGCUGCGGAUCCGAUGACGGCGCGGGUGGUCAAGGCGCGGCCGGACGCGCGCGAGGCCAUCUCGGCCUCGGUUCGCGAUCACUUUCGGCGGCAGCACUAUGCAGUGGCGCGGAUCACGCUGCUCUCGGCGUCCAAGGCUAGAAUCGACUCGCCGUCCAAGGCUGCCGGCAAGUGCUUUCGGGCCACGGUGCGGCAUUCCGAGUCGUCGCGCGAGCCGCGGUUUGACCUUGCCUUUGACAUCCAGCUCGGAACUCGGCUCGGACGCGACGGCUUCCAGCUUGUUAUCGACGCCUCGUCGGUGGUGGAGCUCGCCAUCCCGCCGCGGCGGCGGCCGACGCUGCUGGUGCGGACCGACGACGAGCCGUCGCUCGUCCGCGCGGCCGGUCGCUCCAAAAAGUUUGUGCCGUGGGACUCGUUUAGCCUUGAUGGUGGCAAUGCGGCCGUAGCUGCGGCAGCGAGUGCGGCGGCAGCCAGUGUAGCGGCGGAAGACGGCUCUGAUGCCGCUCCGCCGCCGGCGCGCACGCUGCGGUCAACGCCGCAGCGACGAGCCAAGGCGCGGUCACGCAUCCCCGCGACACCCAACACCAAGCGCCGCGUCGCGCAGUGGACCGUCAACAGCGACGGUACCUACGAGGUCCUCGUCACUUUUGCCUCCAUGCUUGGUCUCGAGCGCUUCCUCCACAACCUUGCCAUGGUUGCCCGCGAGCCGACCGAGGUCUUCCACGCCGCGCAGGCCACCAUCAUCGAUCUCGUCACCCCACUCCUCUCUAGGCCGCGGAGCAUCAGUCCAGACUCGGACGACGACGCUGAGACGUCCUCUGAUGCUGGCUCGGCGUCGCCAACUCACUGCCCUCGCCGAACGCCCGCAGGCCAGCCUGACUGCGGCAACGACCACGAUCUCGACCACGAUGACGAUGACGACGAGGCCGACGGUGGGAGCUUAGAGGACCUCACCGGGCUUAUGCGCAAGCUCAAGUUUUGAGACAAUGUGUAGGCAACCAUAUGCGUAUGAUAUGAAAGCAAGCAUAAGUGGA
Messenger RNA from Thecamonas trahens ATCC 50062, 2133 nucleotides. Its product is annotated as serine/threonine protein kinase. The record is from RefSeq and is a predicted model, not a curated record. Lineage: Eukaryota; Apusomonadida; Apusomonadidae. The transcript has a single exon. Gene Ontology annotation, molecular function: ATP binding; protein kinase activity. The coding region runs from base 54 to 2081 and encodes 675 amino acids. Gene Ontology annotation, biological process: protein phosphorylation.